UGAUCAUGGACUUGCCGUAUGUGAGAGAUACUGCCAGUCGUUUCCACCAUUGCUCUUGGCCAUGUCUUUUCAAAGGAAACGUUUAUGAUGUGACUGGAGGAAAUGAAGUCAGAACAAUUCAUAUGUGUGACGCAUGUAUAUAAAACUAUCAUUUGUCAUAGCUACAUUUCUGUUUUCAUUGCAGUAAAUUAUAAAUUAUUUUUUUUCUAUAGUAAACCAGCUUAUUUACAUUAUUCAAAGGAAUAGCAAUAUUGUGUCAGGUUGAGUUGCGGUCAUAUGAUGUGUUGUAGUAACAUAUUAGUUCCGUAUGAGGCGCUGUUACUUUCCCGGCUUCUCAUUUUCCGUUUUUCACCUCUGAUGCAUUGUUUACGUGGAAGUGAGUUUCGCUCCGUCUUCCGGGUUGUAAGAUCCUUCAGGUUGGCAUUUCGCUUACAGUGAAUCUCAGCUGCGAUGGCCGUGGUUCCUGCUCAAUCUCUCCGGGUUUCGGAUAUCCGAGACCCGACGGUUCUGUUCGAGCGGUACAACACCGAGGAGAUACGCGGCAUCGAGCGGAAAGUCCGCGCAGAGAUCGAGCACAAGAAGGAGGAACUUCGUCAGAUGGUGGGCGAGCGGUACCGCGAUUUGAUCGACGCCGCCGACACCAUCGGAGAGAUGCGUCAGUGUUCGGAGAGCGUAGUUACGUCCAUCCAGGACAUGCACCGCUAUUGCCACAAGCUGAAACAGGGGAAAAGCGUUCCCCAAAGCAACAGCAAAGAAGAGGUCCAGAGGCAGUCCCAGGAGAAGUUCUACACCAUGGCCUCUCAGAUCAAGCUGCUGCUGGAGAUCCCAGAGAGGAUUUGGAGUUCCAUGGAGGCCUCUCAGUACCUGCAGGCCACACGGCUCUACCUGCUCUGCUGCCACCUGCACAGACAGCUCCACCUGGAGGCUGGAGGACCACAGUACAGCCCCAUCCUCGCCCGCUUCCCCAUCCUGGUCAGGCAGGUGGCUGCUGCUGGACACUUCAGGUCCACCAUUUUGCUGGACAGUAAGUCGGUCCUGCGUGGUCGGGCGGUGUCUGACCAAGCCAUCGCUGAGGCCCUAGUGUCCACCAUGCUCCUCGAGGACAGCUCUCCACGUCAGGCUCUGGCUGACUUCCUCCUGGCUAGGAAGGCCUCUAUCCAACAGCUACUCAACCAGCCACAGCAUGGUGCUGGUAUUAAGGCCCAGGUGUGUAGCCUGGUAGAGCUGCUGGUGACCACUCUGUACCAGGCCUACGCUGUCUUCUACGUAGCCCCAGAAGGGAGUCCUCGGCUGGGGGACGGAUGGCUGAGCUCCGGCCUCCUCUUCACCACUCUGGAGAACGUCACCUCCACCACACCUACAGGUAAAGGGAGGCGUGUCCUUCAGGAGGAGGUGAGUACAGGAAGCUGGUUCAAGUACCUCCCCUCUUCCAUCGCUGAGUUCCAGCCCGCGCUCAGAACCCUGGCUCAGCCAAUCCAGAGAGAGCAGCUCAGAGACACCCUACAGCAGUGGAUCAACACCUGUAAGGAGGACAUCUGUAAUGGUGUCAGCAGUCUGCUGGUCUAUGUGAACAGUCUGAAGGGCCUAGCCUCCAUCAGAGAUGCUGUGUGGGACCUCCUCUCCACCGACUCCAUCAGUCAACACUGGAGCUUCAUCUGCCAGCGGCUGUUAGAGCGCCCCCUAGCGCUGUGGGAGGACUUCCUACAGCAGCUCUUCCUCCAACGCCUGCAGGCGAUCACCCAGGAGGGUACAGAGACUAUCUCCACCAGCUGCAGACAGCUCCUCUCCUCUGCCCUUCGAGAUCUAGAGGGCCAUCCCACCCCUCCAGGCCCCGGUCCACCGGGCUCCAGCCCUCCCCUCCCCAGCCGAGGUGCUCUCUACGAGGCAGACGUGGCCUCCUUCCUGUGGUCCGAGGCCCAGGGGGAUCUACUGAGCGACGCGGCCUGGGUCAGUGUAUCCCAACGGGGGCCACAGCACCGGAGCGGCCUGGCCAUGAAGACUCAGGCCCUGACACCCUGUGUCCAGAUCUUCUGUUCAUCACUGGAUGCUGCUCUCAGAGACAGACUGGAUGACCUGCAGCACUACCUGCCCUCUGAUAACACAGAUCCCCAGGUCCCCUCCGUCUCCUUCACUAUAGGCCUCGGUUCUGGGUCCAGUUCUGGUUCCGGUACCGUCUCAUCCUUCGACCGGUUCACAGACGCCGUGGCGGUAGAGGAGACCCUACGUGAACGCUGUCUGGCAUGCGUACGUGACAUCAUCACCUGCGUGCGCUCUAAACUGGAGGCGGCCUCACCUGUUGACUCCUCCCCCGGCCCAGCCCGUCUCAGCUCGGUGCUCUUCAUGGCCCGCCUCUGUCAGUCCCUCAGCAAGCUCUGCCCCAACCUCAGGCAGUGCAUCCUGGGUAAACAGGGCUGUGCUGCAGCUGACCCUGUUACCAAGGGAACACCCCGCCAAAGCAGGAAGUUGGGGAAGGCGGCUGCCAAGGCGACAGAGGUUAGCCCCGCCCAGGCCAAGUGGGCGUGUCUGAAAGAGGAGCUUCUGGUUGUCAGUAUGGAAGCAUAUCGGAUAUGGAGCUCCGCCCUCUCUAAGGCGCUGGUGGGUCGGUUUGCGACCUCGCUGCACGCAGAGUCUGCCGGGGCUAUCCUAGCAAACGCCACCAACUGGGAGGAGCUAGAGAUCCAGGAAGAGGCGGAGUCAGGGAGCAGCGUCACCUCCAGGAUCAGACUUCCCGUCCAGCCGUCGUGGUUUGUCCAGUCUCUGCUGUUCCACCUGUGUCUGGAGGUGAAUGGUGGGGGUCAUGCUGUGCCCCGCCCCACCCUACAGGAAUUACUACAAGGCUGUAUGGACCUGGUGCUGCACCAGUACCAGAACCUCAUACACACAGCGCAGGACAAGGACUGUCUGUUCCCUAUGACUCAGAACAGGUCUCUACAGCUGUUAUUUGACCUGAGAUAUCUCACUGCUACCCUGGGUACCAAACUAGAGGAUGGCAGGGGCUUCCGCUCUCAACAAGACCCCAGAUCACAGUUGCAGAUCACAGUGUUGCAGAUCACAGUGUUACAGAUCACAGUGUUACAGAUCACAGUGUUACAGAUCACAGUGUUACAGAUCACAGUGUUACAGAUCACAGUGUUACAGAUCACAGUGUUACAGAUCACAGUGUUACAGAUCACAGUGUUACAGAUCACAGUGUUACAGAUCACAGUGUUACAGAUCACAGUGUUACAGAUCACAGUGUUACAGAUCACAGUGUUACAGAUCACAGUGUUACAGAUCACAGUGUUACGGGUCACAGUGUUACGGGUCACAGUGUUACGGGUCACAGUGUUACGGAUCACAGUGUUACGGAUCACAGUGUUACGGAUCACAGUGUUACGGAUCACAGUGUUACGGAUCAGUGUUACGGAUCACAGUGUUACGGAUCACAGCCGCUACAGAUCACAGCCGCUACAGAUCACAGCCGCUACAGAUCACAGCCGCUACAGAUCACAGCCGUUACAGAUCACAGCCGCUACAGAUCACAGCCGCUACAGAUCACAGCCGUUACAGAUCACAGUGUUACAGAUCACAGUGUUACAGAUCACAGCCGCUACAGAUCACAGUGUUACAGAUCACAGUGUUACAGAUCACAGUGUUACAGAUCACAGCCGCUACAGAUCACAGCCGUUACAGAUCACAGCCGUUACAGAUCACAGCCGUUACAGAUCACAGCCGUUACAGAUCACAGCUGUUACAGAUCAGUGUUACAGAUCACAGUGUUACAUCCUGUACAACCCUCCUCACAUCCUGUACAACCCUCCUCACAUCCUGUAA
Oncorhynchus gorbuscha (pink salmon) is the source of this 3813-nucleotide messenger RNA. Its product is annotated as conserved oligomeric Golgi complex subunit 1-like. Gene Ontology annotation, cellular component: COG complex; Golgi apparatus. The record is from RefSeq and is a predicted model, not a curated record. NCBI's taxonomy places the organism in Eukaryota, Metazoa, Chordata, Actinopteri, Salmoniformes, Salmonidae. Gene Ontology annotation, biological process: intra-Golgi vesicle-mediated transport.